This is a messenger RNA of Linum trigynum, 411 nucleotides long. The record is from the annotation of a GenBank genome assembly. NCBI's taxonomy places the organism in Eukaryota, Viridiplantae, Streptophyta, Magnoliopsida, Malpighiales, Linaceae.
AUGUCUUGUUGCGGAGGAAAGUGUGGGUGCGGCUCAAGCUGCAAGUGCGGCAGCGGCUGCAACGGCUGCAGCAUGUACCCCGAUCUAGUCGAGACCUCCACCACUUCCACCCAGAUCCUCAUCGCCGGCGUUGCCCCGGCCAGCAUAUGUUUGCAAGAGCUUGUUCCUGGAUGUCACAAGUCAAUGGGUAUGGCAGUAAUGCUAGAAGAGAUCAUCAACUAUGUAUGUUCUCUACAGAAUCAAGUUGAGUUCCUCUCAAUGGAACUAGCAGCAGCAGCUGCAGCAGCAAAUAGUGUCAACUUGGAAACACAGCCAUCCAGAUCAAUAUCAAGGGCUUCUCUUCAGGGGGGAAAUUUAGCUGGGAGAGAAAACUAUGGAGAUGGUAAUGCUAGUACAGCAUGGUCAAUCUGA